UCCUACUCAAGAAUUUGACCCAGCAUAAUUCUAUCUCUCACUCAUAACAAUUGCGGUUUUAUGUCUUUUUUUAUAUAUAUAUAUAUAUAUAUAUUUUUUUUUUCAGGACAUCAAACGAAUAGCACAUUCACUCUAUAAGGUCAUGAGAAAACCUGUACCAAGGAUAGAACUGGACUCCACCAAAGCAGAUAUUAACAAUCUGCUGUCAUUGGUUGAAGAGAUAAUUUGUCAACACAAUCAAGUUGGAAAUGAGUUUUACACUGACUCUUCUAAAAAGGUGCAAACUCUUGUGUCUUCCCUUGGGGGUGUAAAUCUGAAAGAGAGCAGUGUUUGUGAGAGCUCAGAGCGAAAUGAAAAACACAGCGUCUACAGCCAGUAUCUCUACAAACAACUCCAAAAUGUGGAGAAAGAGCUGAAACUGCUGGGGCCUUCAUCCUUUUCUAAGCCAGGCAGCUACAACCGGGCUGUGUUGCAGGUCCAAGGCAUGAAGAACCUACUUGAACCUCAUGUCUCCUCCUGUUCUGCCAGUGGUCUGCAUACUCGUAGCUCCAGCCCAACAGAGGGCAGCAGUGGAGACAACAAAAAGUGUUGUCAAAAAGGCUUGCCCUGGUGGUUUGUGUUCGUUGGCUGGUUUCUUGUUGUAGCCACCAGUGGUGUUUCAGCAUACUUCACUAUGAUGUAUGGCUUGACCUAUGGGAAGGAUCGCUCCAUUAGCUGGCUCAUCUCAAUGGUGGUGUCAUUCUUUGAAAGCCUUUUCAUCACUCAGCCUGUAAAAGUAUUGGGCUUUGCGGUCUUUUUUGCUUUGGUACUCAAAACUGUUGAUCAAGAAGAGUAUGGAGAUGUUACGAUUGAUGGGACUCUACCCAACACAGAUGAUCCUGAUGCAGUCAGAAUUGCCAGGAGAGACAGCACAUGUAGUUUCUAUCAGCCUCCUCCUCCCACCGACAUAGAAAGGAUGAGAAACAACAUGAUCAAGGAGCAGAAAGUUUUCGCACUCAUCCGGGAGAUUCUCAUUUAUGUGGGAUUCCUGUGGAUGCUUCUCUUGGUCGCAUAUGGUCAGCGAGAUCCACAUGCAUACUACCUCACUCAGCACAUCCGGCAGAGCUUCAGCAAUGGCAUUUCAGAGAGUAUGAACCACAAAGAUAUAUUCAACUGGGCAAAAUCCUCCUUGCUCAGUAAUCUGUUUGGGCAAUAUCCAGGCUUCAUAACAGAUGGAAACUCAAAACUUGUUGGCAAUGCUCGACUCCGUCAGGUUAGGGUGAGAAAAGACUCUUGUAAAAUUGCCAAGCCCAUGCGGUAUGCUAUUCCUGAUUGCCAUGCCCCAUACUCCUGGGAAGCGGAGGACAUGAGCUCUUAUAGUCCAGUCUGGAACCAGACAAAAAAUGUGAAUGGAUCUAAGGCUGUACUCACACCGUGGCACUACCAAACUCAGGCCAAACUCCGGGCAAACCCUGUUUGGGGUGGACUGGCCCUUUAUAAGGGUGGUGGAUUUGUGGUGGACCUCGGCCCGGAUCAAAAGAAUGCAAGCAGACUUCUUCAGUAUCUUCUUGACAACACCUGGCUGGACGUGUAUACACGGGCGGUCUUUGUUGAGUUCACAGUUUAUAAUGCAAAUGUCAACCUCUUCUGCAUUGUGACUCUCAUAUUUGAGACCACAGGAGUAGGUGCAUUUCAAUAUCGUAGUGAGGUGCAGACUGUCCAUCUUUAUCAGUCCACUGGUGGCUUUCAUGUAUUUGUUAUGGCAUCAGAGGCCAUCUAUUUCCUCUUCAUUCUCUACUACAUGUUUGUGCAGGGCACACUAAUGAAGCAGCAGAAAUGGGGAUAUUUCAGAAGCAAGUGGAAUCUUUUGGAAUUGGCCAUCAUUAUUCUAAGUUGGAGCGCAUUAUCUGUGUUUGUCAAGAGGACGAUAUUGGGUAACCGGGACAUUAACUACUACCAAAAUAAUAAAGACAUGUUUGCCAGUUUUUAUGAAACUGCCACGGCAGAUGCAGUACUGGGCUAUCUGAUAGCCUUCUUAGUUCUGCUGGCCACCAUCAAACUGUGGCAUCUACUGAGACUCAACCCCAAGCUACACAUGAUCACCUCUACACUGCAGCGAGCAUGGACAGAUAUCUCUGGCUUCAUCGUGGUCAUGACCAUCAUGUUUUUGGCCUAUUCCAUUGCUUGCAAUUUGAUGUACGGUUGGAGGCUCUACUCGUACAGAACUCUGCUUGAGGCUGCACAGACCAUUAUUUGCCUACAACUAGGUAUCUUUAACUAUGAUGAGGUUUUGGAUUACAAUCCAGUUCUGGGUGCUUUCCUCAUCGGAUCCUGCAUUAUCUUUAUGACAUUCGUUGUGCUCAACCUCUUUAUAUCCGUGAUUUUGGUGGCUUUCAAUGAAGAGCAACUUCAUCCCACUCCCUCUGAAGAAGAGGAGAUCGUAGACCUGAUGCUGAUGAAGAUCUGCAGUCUCCUUGGCAUCAAGUGCAAGAAAAAGCAAAUUGAUGCAGAUGCUUCCAUGACUACAGCCUCAGUCAUAUCUUAGAAAUGAUGCUUGUCUUUAUAACCAUGUCAUAGUCAAUGCUUUAUUGUAAAAUGCCUCUUGGUCUUUGGAUACUUGAUAAUUGUUCUUGAACAUUACUAUAAUCUUAAAAAGCUUUUUCCAUUUACCUUGCAGAAUGUUUCCAUUAGGUCGGUUGGGAUGUUUGUCAAUGCUAUUAUUACAACUAUUAAGCAUGAAAUAUGGAACUCUUUGUCUAGAAGUUUCUGUCCUACUACAUCACUGUAUUACAUCUAUCAACAAGUCAGAUUUUCUGAGUGGAUAUCAAAUGAAAACGAUUUUCUUGUGGCAUAAUUCUAGAACAAAAUGUGCUGGGAAAUUAAUUCAAUGAACACAUUGCAUACAAGUAUUGACACACAAAGGGAUCUGAAUCACAUACAACACCAAUCCCUGCGGCAUAAACAAUGCUGUUGCCAUUCGCUUAAGUCUAUUUUUCUAAUGCACAAGCUACAGCGUGUUCAAGGAUAAGUCCAUGAAUACCAGUUGACUCAAUGACUUCUAUUAAAAAACGGCCUGUGAUUGUUUCUCAGGUCUCAUCUUCAAAUUACUUUAACAGAACAGCAAGCUCAUUCACAUAACCAUGAAAAAGAAGGAACAAAAAGGCCUUUGGGUGCCCAGCCAUUAUAAAUGUCUAGCUUGUACCAGACAGCAAAAAAACCUAAAUCAGUCAGUCUUACAAAUAAUCAAGUUUGGAACACAAGACUUCUCUUUUCAUUGGUGUCCGGCCACAAACUUUUUGCAAUUAUCAGUAUUUGUAAUAUGUGUUGGAGAGUCUAUGGCAGCCUCUAGAACCGAAUACAAAAUGGUUGUGAAAUUUGGCACUCUUAUUGGGCAGGGCAUUAAUUGUGGCCAUUUUGAGUCUUAAUCUCUCCAGAACCUGUUCAGUGCACCUCGUGGUUUCAAUUUCCACUCAAACAGAUUUUCUGCCAUUUUUAACUCAUCCUAUAGCUCUUAUCUAAUUUUCUCCACAUUUAGGUAAGAUAAUCUUGCAACAACAUCUCUCAAAAGUUAAAACUUUUUGAUAGAUCAGAUCCUCAUUCCUGAUGCUGAAUAGCCACUUUCCUAUUUUAGUUUUGCCAUUAAAUUCAAAUGAUACUAUGCAUUAUUGCUUCACUGAUGCAAAUUAAACCAUCUUAUUUCAGUGUUUCAUUAGAGUACUGACCUGCACAAACAUGUAGUAGAGAAUUAAGAGGAAACACAAGGCUUUUGAUGCCAUAAAGCCACCAGUGGACUGAUUUUACAGCUCUUAACAGAUUUUCUCCACAUUUGGGUCCGAUAACCUCGAGACAACAUAUAUGAAUAGUUAUCAAAGAUUUUUUGAAUAACCAAAACAAUUUCGGUGUAAUGCAGGUAUCCUCAUUCCUGAUCCUGGAGAGCCACUUUCCUAGAGUUCAGUUCUACCUGGCUGACUUUUUUUAAACUCAUGUCAAAUGUAUUUGUAUACUAUAUACUAUCAAUUCAACUUUAUAUAUAUAGAGCUGUGUGAUAACGGUUUACAUUUUGACAAUAUAAUUAAUCAUGCAGCCAAGAUUUGCAAUAUAGUAUAUAAACGUAUCGCUUUACAAGAGUGUACUGUAUAUGCAGGCAAAGUUUUAUGUACUGUAUAUCCAACAUUUAAUAUAUCGUUGGCCAAUAAUACAGUUUCAUAUUUUGCGAUGACAUUAAAGACAGAGUCUGAUUAGGUGAUUCAACGCAUUUAAUUAAGAGCAGAAACUAAACUCUGAAGGAAAGUGGCUCUCCAGUACCAUGAGGUACCCUGGUGAAACACAUCAACAAACGUGAAGGUAGGGAUGGCAACCAGUAAGUGAGGCUAUAUUUUAAUGCUUUGGUGAAUAAGUAAAAUUUCGCAAUUGUCCUUGUCACAAGGCCCUGAGGAUAUCUAAGCAGUUAGGCACCAGAGAACCAUCAAAACUUAGUCUUAAAGGGUUAGUGCACCCAAAAAUGAAAUUUCUGUCAUUAAUUACUCACCCUCAUGGACCUUUAUUGUGGUUAUUAUAUUGCUUUCUAUGGGGGAUAAUAAUAUAAAAAAAAUAAAAUAAAAAAAACCUCUUGGACUUGAGAUCAAAAGUAUCUUAAUUUGUGUUCCAAAGAUGAACGAAGGUCUUACGGAUGUGGAACAACAUGAGGGUGAGUAAUUAAUGACAGAAUUUUCAUUUUUGGGUGAACUAACACUUUAAAUCAUGCUGCUUAUCUCCUUGUAUUCCUGGAGGCAUGCAGAACAAUGCAUUACGAAUUGCAAUCAAUGGCAUGAACAUUUUCAAUGGAAUCACCGUUUUUGCUACUCUUAUAAUAACUUUCCAAAGUUUGCUAAGAUAAGGAGUUUCAAAAUGUUCAAGGUGCCCCACCAGCACUGCACAUUUUGGACAUCCCCAGUCAGGUCAUGGAGAGUUAAAUAAGGGAGACAUCCAAAAUGUCCAGUAAUAGUUUGAAAAGCCCUGGUUUAGAUUGUUUUCACAGUCAUAAAACCUGAAAAUGUUUAUUUUCAAGGAAGUUAGGAUGUCUUGGUGGUAUUACCAAGACCAUGCUUUAGGGACCCUUCACAGCUUCAUAAAAAAAAAAAAAAAAACCACAUCAAAAUAAUUUUCUCAACCUUACAACGUGCAUGGUAUUGGCGUACUUGGCGACAUAAUUGCUGCUUGCAGCUAUAUUCUCUGCUUGCUUCAGUUUUUACCCACAUGGGGCAUAAUGAUAUUGCAAGACUACAGAAUUACUAGUCAAUCACCCUGAUAGUGAAGAAACAACCAAUAAGAAAUUACUGGAGAAGGCGAACCAAUUCAAACCGAUUCUCAAAUUUAAAGCCGUUUGUUUUUUUUUAAUGUUGUGUAUACUGAUGGUUCAUCCAUACAUCAACCAAAUGCUUGAGACCUCCUCAAUUCAUGCUCCAAUGACUUAAAUGACUUACAGCGCUUGUAACAAUACCUUUAUCCAGAUUGAACACCAAGUGCAUUUUGUUUGGAGCCUAAACAUCAUUACAAGCAGCAAAUGAUUGCCACACACUAUUAUUGAAGCCCUCUGAACACCAACCAUUAUAGGAGAAGUCACCGUCCAGGUAACAAUGUUCCAAAUCUUAAAUAGUUUUUAACUGAGUUAAAAAAUUUGCAGUCUGAUACAGAAGGCUAAGAGACCUGAACAAUAUGAAAGUGCUAGUCAUUAAUUUACAGAGAUCAGGCAUCACAUAGUGCUAUGACAAGUAUCCAAUAUGCUACAUUUGAAUACACGUUGACACCUUACAAAUGCCUCUGGUUGUUUGACCAGGCAACUUAAAAAUCAAGUGCCUUGGCUAAUUAUGUACAAUAUGAGAAUUUUUUUUUUUUUUUUUUGAUGAAGAAAAACUUUU
Molecule: messenger RNA, 5876 nt
Organism: Ctenopharyngodon idella (grass carp)
Lineage: Eukaryota; Metazoa; Chordata; Actinopteri; Cypriniformes; Xenocyprididae
Product: polycystic kidney disease protein 1-like 2
Exons: 13
Coding region: 143-2524 (793 amino acids)
Biological process (GO): detection of mechanical stimulus
Cellular component (GO): membrane
Molecular function (GO): calcium ion binding; calcium channel activity
Source: RefSeq, a predicted model, not a curated record